UAGAGUUUAAAAACUGGGCUCUAAUUGGGUUUUAAUUGUAGUGUAGUUUCGAGCGAGUCACACGUCCUCCACUAUGCCCUUAGGACUAAUGACAUAGCAAUUGGCCAAUGCGACACUAAGCCUCAUAGUCUUUAGUUCACCUAUGUCUAGCAUAUUGAAAUGCUUAAAUGGCAUCACAUUCAUGCUCGCCCCUAAGUCCUCCAAGGAAUUUUCUAUGUGAUGAGUACCGAUGCAAAGAGGUAUGGUGAUACUACCUGGAUCAGGUUCCUUCUUAGGCAACCUGUUGAGGAUGAAGGCUGAGCACUCCUCGCCUAUGGUAUCAUUGGCGAGCUCUUCUAACUUCAGCUUCUUGGAGAGAAUCCCCUUGAGUUAUUAUGAAUACCUUGGCAUGUGGGCCGUUGCUUCAAGGAAGGGAAUGUUGAGGUGGAGCUUUUGGAGCCUCUACAUGAAACCUCCACAUUCCGCUUCCAAUCUUUCCUUGUGCACCCUAGUGGGAAAAGGUAGGGGUGGCGUGUACUCAGUCACAGGUGGUGGUGUUGGCGAUGCCUUCUUCGCCACUCCACUCUUUUCUCCCAAGGUUUAUUCUUCUCCGCCCUCGGGUAGAGGGUUUUCCUUCUCAUCCACUUCCUUGGCAACUACCUAUGGAGUCACCUUCCCACUUCUCAAAUGAAUUGCAUACAGCCCAGCAUGAUCCUUGGGGUUUGUAAUGGUUUGAGAGGGUAGGGUUCCCUUUGGUCUCACGGUGAGGAUCCCAACAAGAUUGCCGAUUUGCACUUCUAAGUUCUAUAGACUUUCUAGAUGACUUCGGAGUCCCGACUCAACCGAGGUAAACUUGGAGGUUGCCACAUCCAUGAAUUGCUCAAUCUUCUCGAACUUUUGAGAACUUGUACUCACAAAGGUGGUCACAAGGUCUUCAAGUUUAGAGAACUUGUCGACUUGUUGUUGUUCCCUUGACCACCUUGUGCUUGGUACGGUUGUUGGAAGUUCAAGUUUUGGAAUUGAGGCCUUUGCUGGAUGAAAGUUGGUCGAGGUUGAUAUUUUCCCGUUGGACCUUGGAAUCCGGGAGGUCUUGGAUUGGUAGGGGAAGACCAAGCAAAGUUUGGAUGAUUGCGCCACCCGGGAUUCUAGGUGUUGAGUGAACUAGAAGAUGAUAUCCUUCCUUUGUGUCAUUUUGCGUGCAGGAGAUCAAUCUUAGAGAAAGGCCUACAUAUCACUUACCGGAGCACAGAAAUCCUCCACGUUUUGGAAACCUAGCAACAUGGGUAAGACCGUGAAAUCUACAUCCCGAUUGAAUCCUUCAUCGUCAAAGCAUCAUGUUAGUCAAAGUUUCAUCCAAUCCAUUCUAUUUAAGUUUUUGUGCUACUUAAUUCUUAUACGACGGUAUUCUCUGUUUGAAGUCACCGGCAAAAUAUGUAUAUCCAGAGAAGAGAGCCAAACUUUAGGAGGUUGUACUCUCCCCAUCCACGCGCGGUGCUGACAUCAUCAUUAUUACCAACGAUGACGAACUAGAGGUGAUCCAGAAACCUAGUGGAAAAGGGAAAGCUUAGAUUGGAUUAAACAAGGAUGUAGAUAGAAUGGUUAUCAUUAUUUUUGUAUAGUUCUCGACCACAACGUUUUCAUUUGUAGAGAUAUUCAAUUCUUACCAACGAUGACGAACUAGAGGUGAUCCAGAAACCUAGUGGAAAAGGGAAAGCUUAGAUUGGAUUAAACAAGGAUAUAGAUAGAAGGGUUAUCAUUAUUUUUGUAUAGUUCUCGACCACAACGUUUUCAUUUGUAGAGAUAUUCAAUUCUUACCCUUGUUUUCGCAGUUCGUUCUGAAAUUCAAGCUCCAGUCUACCACAAGACAAGAUAUUGGAACAAACCUUCCACAACAUGUUAACCAAGAAGGUUUUGUGGACCUUAUGUCCCCACUCGUUUGUGGAUGGUGAUGUAAGUUAUUAUGGUUUCUCAACAUUUGCUAACUCGUUUGAACCAUUUACGUAGAAAAUUAAUUGUUCAUACUUUGUUGUGUCAUAGAUUAUUACGGUUAUGUCCGCUCUCUCAACCGUGGAACAAGUGUGGUUGGAUGGCGAUAGAAGAAAAGGAAUAUGCUACUUGCCAGCUGACCUUAAGGUACACUAGGAGUAAUGUUGUAAUGGUUACUUAUGAUUGUCCACGUUUGGUCUAGUUAGUUAGGUUUUCGGUAUGCUUUGUGUAUGUUCUGGUGCUAUAUCUAUGCCUUAUGGCUUACAACCUAUUUGCUAUGAAUUUAAUACAACUUUCAUCUGAAUUUGAGGAAUGUUAAUUGUUUGACGUAUAACUUGGAGCAUGCUUCCUAUUAUGGCUUGUAACUGAAGAAGGCGUUACAGCUGUAUGACACCACCUUUCUAUCGCGAGCAGACAUGAGCGAUAAGCUGGUUUAUUUUUAUCCCUUGGUCUCCGCUGAAGGCCUAGUGUACCAAUAUGUAUUUGUUGAAUUAAGCAUUGAAUGUUUGGUCAUGUGUAGAUACUUCUUCCGACGAGGGAAAGGCUGCCUGAUGGUAAGCUACACUGGUAUCUAGCUAUCAUUUUAAUCACGGAGCAAGAUGUCCAUAUCCUUGAUCCAAGUCAAUCUUAGGAGCGGAAGGCAGUAUGUCAGAGAGCUGUUGAAAGAAUGGUGGAGUUAUUAAAUUGUGUGUGGUUCU
This is a messenger RNA of Linum trigynum, 2663 nucleotides long. The record is from the annotation of a GenBank genome assembly. NCBI's taxonomy places the organism in Eukaryota, Viridiplantae, Streptophyta, Magnoliopsida, Malpighiales, Linaceae.